This is a messenger RNA of Phytophthora sojae, 390 nucleotides long. RefSeq lists its product as hypothetical. The record is from RefSeq and is a predicted model, not a curated record. Bases 1 to 390 code for a protein of 129 amino acids. The transcript has a single exon. NCBI's taxonomy places the organism in Eukaryota, Oomycota, Peronosporomycetes, Peronosporales, Peronosporaceae.
AUGCGUCUUCGCUACUUCCUUCUCGUCACGACGGCCACUCUUCUCGCAACUGUCUACGCCUCUCCAAAAACCUCCAGUGUCAUGUCACCCGAAACCAACGCCACAGACGACUCGUAUACUCUGAAGCUCCAUACAGCUGCCACCAAAGAUUCGAGUAUUCGCGGUGGAAAAUUCGCACUGUCAAGUACCCAAGAUGACGAUUCAGACGACAAAGAGAAGCGUGCGGCCUGCUGGGACAGUCUUGACGCUUGCCAAAGCGGAUUCGACGAAGAAGUCGUCGUGGCUGAACGCUCUACUGGUAAGGCUUGCCAAGAAGACAUCCUGGGGCCUAAAAUCGCCACCCCAAGGAAAAGGCAACUAUCGCCACCACAUACCGAAGGUGAGGUUUGA